ACUGACGUUAAGAAAAUUGUCGAGUAUUAUGUUCUUAUGUAUUAUGUAUUUACCAUUCAUGCGUUAAAGAAAUUACAUAAAUGCGUUAAAAUUUAUACCAGAAUAGGAAAGCUAUAGAAUGUCUGGUCAAACGAUAAAAAGGGAAGGGAUAAACGUAUUCUCGUCGAUUGCUUCGACAGUCAUUCGUGUCCUGAACUUCGCUAAGUGAUGAUCUGUAUAGAGACUCAAUAUUUAGGUCUCAACAGAAUUCUAUUGCUUGCUGUUGGCUUGUGGCCAUUUCAACAAUCCAAAUUCACUCGAUUUCAAUUUAGUUUCCUCUUUGCUAUUUUAAUGACAAGUAUUAUAUUUCAGUUAACAGCAUUUAUUACAACAUUACAAUAUACUUCAGAUUUCAUCGCCAGGGUUCUGUUUUCUGCAACCUUUUUUACUAUUUUUAUGAUAAUAUAUUAUGCAUUUUAUGUUAACAUCGAAAUUGUAAAAACGUUGUUGAUACAACUUCAGCAUGUAUGUGACGAAUUAACAGAUAAAAAUGAAAUCGCUAUCGUGGAAAAAUAUGGCUACACUGCGAAAUGUUAUACAAUUGCACUUAUCGUAGCUGGAAUUUGUGCAGUAUCUGGUACUUUUAUCGUUCAAUUGUGGAUUAUAUAUGAUGAUGUUCUAUCUAUGAACGUAACUCGAUCACACAGUAUGCUAUACGUAACGGAAUAUUUUGUCGAUCAGGAAAAAUACUUUUUUUUAAUUUUAUUACACAUAAACUUAGCAGAAUGCAUAGGUGCAAUUGCGAUGGUAGCAACAGGAACAAUGUUUAUUACGUAUUUUGAAAUUUUCUGUGGAAUGUUUAAAAUCUCCAGUUAUCGUAUUGAACGCGCAGUAAAAAUCAACAUUGUACAAAAUAUGACGUUAAGAAAUAAAAUGUUAAGAUCCGUGAAUUUAAUUUGCGCCAUAGAUAUUCAUCGACAAGUUAUAAAAUUAUGCAAACACUUCCUAUCCACAUUUGAGAUAAUGUUCUUCUGUUUAGCACAGAUGUUUGUAAUUUCAUUGUGUUUCAACUUUGUUCGAAUUUCUCAGAUUUUGUUGUACGAGCAAACUACUAAAAAAGCUAUAUUACCUACAAUAUUUGUAGCUGCUAAUAUUCUAUAUUUGUUCCUAGCAAAUUUCUAUGGACAAACUAUGACGGAUCACAAUAAUUACAUAUUUAAUACCGUAUACAAUGUUGAAUGGUACGCAACUCCUUUACACAUCCAGAAGCUAAUACUCUUCUUGUUGCUAAAAGGUGCCAAAAAUUUUACUCUGAAUGUCGGUGGAUUGUUUAUUACAUCUUUAGAGUGUUUUGCCACGUUGGUGAAAGCAUCAGUAUCUUAUUUUACUGUUGUAUUAGCUACACAGUAGUGAGAUAAAUACAAAUCAAAUAAGCACAUGAGAAAAAUAUAUUUAAAGAAUAUAAAGCAGUAUUCAUUAGAAUUUUAUUAUUCAUUAGAAAAUAGAAAAUUUUUGUUUUGAUGUAAUUUAACUUGAAGUUUUUCUUAUUAGAGAAAAUAGAAAAUAUUCAAUAUUCAAAUAUUCGAAAGCAUUGAAACAUUAACUCUGCAAUGCAUUAGGAUUAAAUAUUGUACAUCACGAUGUAUUAUACAUCGAAAACAAGAGAUUGUAUUAUUUUAUAUACAGUAUCAGUUCGAUUCAAAUCGACAGAGCUUAUCUUUACAUAUGAUAGAUAACUUUACCACGAACUCAA
This is a messenger RNA of Vollenhovia emeryi, 1732 nucleotides long. RefSeq lists its product as uncharacterized. Lineage: Eukaryota; Metazoa; Arthropoda; Insecta; Hymenoptera; Formicidae. Bases 208 to 1389 code for a protein of 393 amino acids. The record is from RefSeq and is a predicted model, not a curated record. Gene Ontology annotation, molecular function: olfactory receptor activity; odorant binding. Gene Ontology annotation, biological process: sensory perception of smell; detection of chemical stimulus involved in sensory perception of smell. Gene Ontology annotation, cellular component: plasma membrane. The transcript has 9 exons.